GAAAUAACUACCUUAAAUGUCAUCGUCUAAUUCCAUAUCGAUGCCAGUCAAAAGCAGAGGAGUUAAGAAUGGGGAAUGUCCUCAUGUUUCUUUAAAUUAAUUACAGGCUACAACAUCUAGUUUUUUCAAAGAGCUUUAGUAAAAUUGAUCUAUUGUCUAACUUUUUUUAAAUACCGCCUAGAUUUUAUCAUUUCCAUUUGUUGGCAACACUGGCCACCUGCUUCUAUUGUUAUGUGCCGCAUCCACCUUCAACUGGGCGAGUCACGUGUGUCGUGUCUCGUUUCCCGCGCUCGGCUGCGUGUAACCACCGAACCGGCUGAACGUGCGUUCCGUUUCACGUAUAAUGCAUAUAAUACAUCAUUUAUCUUUGAUUGUAACUAAGAACGUAAUCAAGACGCUUUUCACUCGAAGAGGACCGGAAUUCUCGGUCGAAACGUUGUGUAAUUCCUUUGAUGAAGUACUGCCGGAUACGUCGAAUAAUUUUGCCCAUUACGUUUUAUUUCAAUUAAUCACUGGCGAAGAAAAGACGCAAUAUCAUUUAUCUUUAUUUAACAUCGGGUAAAUGAUGCAUUACGUGCAUCAUGCGUGAAACGGAACGCACUCUAAGGCCGGUAUUCAUAGUCAAUUCUUAUUUCAAAAUCAUCUUAAGUGUUGUCUUAAGAUGCUAAUACGGCUCUGUGAUUGGUUGAAAGCCCAUUAAGAGCGUACUUAAGAUAAUCUUAAAUAUAAGAACGGACUAUGAAUACCGGCCUAUAAUACCCUCCAAAGAGUAUGGUCAUUUAAAUUUAAAUAACUCCGGAAUGUGACAGGAGUUGAUCGUAACGGCUCUCCCUCGCACCAUCCGUGAUAACGAUUCCCAUUUUGAUCGUAUACCCUGCAUUGUGUGUCUCAGAUAUUAUUGUAACGCAAUACACGCGACAUGUCGAGUGACAGCGUCGAGAUGGAGUCGUCGCGAGGAGCAACGGGUGACCUGCAGCAGAGGAACGGGAAGGCGAACGAGGAGCACGAGGAGUAUCAGUAUUUGCGGCUCAUCGAGAGGGUUAUUAAGACUGGGGCGAAGCGAGGCAAUCGCACCGGCGUCGAUACCUAUUCCAUCUUCGGCACCCAAAUGCGAUUCAGCUUGCGAGAUGGCGUUUUUCCAUUACUUACAACUAAGAGGGUGUUCUGGCGUGCGGUGGUCGAGGAACUGUUGUGGUUUAUCAAAGGAUCGACGAACUCCAAAGAACUAACGGAUAAGGGUGUUCACAUUUGGGACGAGAAUGGUUCGCGGGCUUUCUUGGACUCGUGCGGCUUCACGGAUAGAGAGGAAGGUGAUCUGGGGCCUGUCUAUGGCUUCCAGUGGCGGCACUUUGGCGCCGAGUACAAAGACAUGCGCACAGAUUACACGGGACAAGGAGUAGAUCAAUUGAGAGAAGUUAUCCACAAAGUGAAGUAUUCUCCGGAGGACAGACGCAUCAUCAUGUCAGCCUGGAAUCCGAUUGAUAUUCCGAAGAUGGCAUUGCCACCGUGCCACGCUUUUGUGCAGUUUUACGUGAACAACGGAGAAUUGUCCGCGCAGCUUUAUCAGAGAAGCGCGGACAUGGGUCUAGGAGUGCCAUUUAACAUAGCCUCGUAUUCCCUGCUGAUCUACAUGAUCGCUCAUGUUACCGGACUGAAGCCAGGAGAAUUUGUACAUACAAUGGGAGACUGUCACGUCUACGUCAACCAUACAAGCGCCCUCGAGGAACAGGUAAAACGCGAACCGCGCGAGUUUCCAAAAUUAAGGAUAGUUAGAGAGGUCAAAGAUAUCGACGGUUUCACUGCCGAGGAUUUCGAAUUGAUCGAUUACAAGCCACACCCCAAACUCGUCAUGAAGAUGGCCGUCUGAGCUAAUUUGCUUGAACAAGCUCGAUCCUCCGAAAGAUCUAUAUAAAGUUUAAAUUCGCCCCCGUUAACAUUUGUGGGGCGUCGUCGAUCUUUCCGUACUUAACUAAGAAACCAACGUGCUAGAAACUAGCCUUCCUACAAACUAGUAUUUAUGAUCAGUAUUCAGAUACACCGAUUAAGUUGUAGUACUUUCAAUUACAAUAUUUUCGAUUUUGAGAGAGAUGUAAAAAAAUUACCUCUAACAGUUCGACUUAUCUUUCUGUGUAGGUGUGUGUGUGUGUGUGUUUGUGUUUGUGUUUGUGUUUGUGUGUGGGCUGACGAUAAGAGUGAAUAUAUUUUGUAUUAUAAUCCCCUAGCUAUACAUAUGUCGUAAGUUAAGUCUUAUAUACGCAUAUACAUAUGUCUCUGUACGUAUAUAUGUGUAUAUUUAACUGAACUUGACUUUCUAAGAAAAAGUAUAUUUUCAAUAAAUCUGUACCUUAAGUGUAGAUCAAUAUCUUCAAUUACCCAUCGCAUAUCUAUCACGCUUUCGUCUCUUUAUUUCAAUAAGAAUCAUCGCACGCGCUCUAUCCCGACUUCUAUAUUACACAAAUUUAGUUUUUCGGUCGACUGCAUGUGAUCGACAAGCAUGGACGAUCGUAAAAGGCCUUAUGUAAGCAGCUUCUCUAAGUAUAACAAAAUUAUGUAAUUCUAUAUAUAUAUAUUCUAUAUAUAUUCUAUAUAUAUUUAUUA
Messenger RNA from Vollenhovia emeryi, 2598 nucleotides. It is a transcript of the gene Ts, whose product is annotated as thymidylate synthase. Gene Ontology annotation, cellular component: cytosol; mitochondrion. Lineage: Eukaryota; Metazoa; Arthropoda; Insecta; Hymenoptera; Formicidae. Gene Ontology annotation, biological process: dTMP biosynthetic process. Bases 920 to 1867 code for a protein of 315 amino acids. Gene Ontology annotation, molecular function: thymidylate synthase activity. The record is from RefSeq and is a predicted model, not a curated record. The transcript is spliced from 4 exons.